Molecule: messenger RNA, 2259 nt
Organism: Eupeodes corollae
Lineage: Eukaryota; Metazoa; Arthropoda; Insecta; Diptera; Syrphidae
Gene: uri
Product: unconventional prefoldin RPB5 interactor-like protein
Exons: 5
Coding region: 127-2055 (642 amino acids)
Biological process (GO): negative regulation of transcription by RNA polymerase II; negative regulation of phosphatase activity
Molecular function (GO): chromatin binding; phosphatase inhibitor activity; transcription corepressor activity
Source: RefSeq, a predicted model, not a curated record
UUAAUUUAUUUUAUUUUUGAAGGAUAGUUUAUUUUGGUCCGCAUGCCAAAAAUUGACAAAGUUCCUGAUUUUUAUCAUUGCAAUUUUGUUUUUUUAAUUUUUUUAAUUUUGUAUUAUAGUUUUUAAAUGUUACAAUCGAUGGAUAGAAGGGAAAACGCACUUCGUGAGGCUCUCGAUGAAAAUGAAAGAGAAACCGAGCAAUGGAAAACGUUUAUUGAAGAAAAUGAGACUGCAAUUAAUAAUAUGAAUAUGUUUAGUAAAAAGUUAACUGUGGAUGUUAUGGUCCCAUUUGGAAAAAAAGCCUUCUUCCCUGGCAGAAUUAUACACACCAAUGAGGUUCUAGUUGCUCAUUAUCAAGAUUAUUUUUCAGAAUGUUCGGUGUAUGUUGCAACAGAAAUUUGUAAACAGCGUAUUGAAAAUGGAAAAAAACGUUUAAAAGAAAUUGAAGCCGAAAAGGAUUUAUUCCAAAACAAACUAGAAAAACCGUACUUGGACGGAGCUCUGCCACAAAGUGAAGAACGGGAAAUCAUAGAAGAAUACGAUGAGGAAAAGGAAAGAAUUUGGAGGGAACAACAUCGACAACGCGUAAAAGAAGCAAAACUCAAAGAAAAAGAAGAACGUGAAGAACUUAUGAGUAAAUGUGCCGUCAACAAUGUCUUUAAAUCACUAGAAGACGAUGAAAGAUCCAUCAGUGAACUUAAUGAUGAACUAAACGAACUCGAAACGGAAUACGCAAAAGAAACGAAUGAUCUUUUAAAUAAGCUAAUAAAUGGGGAAAUAAAUUUACCUCCACCAAAAAAAAGAAUUGCUCAUAACAAAACAGUAAAACAAGAUGUAGAAGAAAAUUUGGAACAAAUCAAUACUGAAAAGGGUCACAAAGCUGAGCUUAAAUUAAAUGAUUCUUCUAAAAUUUGUGAAAACAAAAGUACGACGAUAGAAGAUGAUAACGACUCGGACACUUCCACUUCUGAAAUCCCAGAAGAAAUUCGUUUGAUUGAAGAGCAAGCAGAAUAUCUUCCCGAAAACGACAGAAUCGGUUUCUAUCAGUAUCAGCUUCAAAUAAUUGAUCAAAAAAUAGCUAAACGCACAUUCACCAACAAUAUAGAGCUAGAAGAAAAAUUGCAUUUAUUUAAAGUAAGGGAUUUUUUGGAAGAACUUCUCGAGGAUGCUUUACCUGUUUUGGAGCCCGAUUCUGAAAUAAAUAUUGUACAAAAAGAAGAUGACGCGGUAAAGAAUUUAACUAACGCCCCCAAAAGGCGAAUAUCAUUUGCAGAAGAAAACGAAAUGCUAGAGUUUCGAAAAAAUGAGACCGUCGCACAAAUGCUGCCAAAUCCAAUUUCAAAAGAGAAUACUCCGAACCGAGACAUUAUUCGCCUAGAUGAACCUAUUCUCAGCGAACAAGUCGUAGACAAUUCCGAAGAAAUACUAACGGCUCCCUUAGAAAAAAGAAAAACAAUUCUUGAGAAGGUUGAGGAAAACUUAAAGAACAAUAACCUGGAAGAUGCAGAUUUAGUAAAUAAAAUCAUUGAUUCGAGUGCCAACCAUAUCCAGACUCUCCAUAUACAUUUCAAACACUCGUCAAAUUCUGCACCCAGCUUGGAUAAUGUACAAACAGAAACUCCCAUGACCCCUGCAGAUUUAUGCAAUUUAGUUACCAAAAAUGAAAACAACGAUCAAUCGGAAGAUGCAGAUAACAAUUUCUAUUUAAAAGAGAGUGACCGUGAAAGAGCUUACGUUGAUGUGAGAUCGGAGUUUUUAGCACCAAAAAACAAAGCCUCCGAAGCUAACCAUUCAAAAUCGAUCUUAAAAAACAAAUCCGCUGUCGAGCGAGAGAAUCAUGUUGUUGAGAAGGAAGAAAAAACAGUUAUAAAGAAACAACAAAAAAAGAAACCUGUGAACGAAGAAGAGUAUCUCAGUUCUUAUAACAAAGUUAUGGGAGAUGUUGUUGAAAAUGUAACCGAACCAGAUCCCUUGCCAAAGGAAAAAUUUGUUGAUAUGCAUGCUCCAAAAAAAAGAAUAAGUAGAUUCAAACAAAUGCGAGCGGCAAACGAUUAACUCGAAUUGUAAAUAUAAAUUUGAAAUAUCUACAGAUUUAUGUAAUAUAGUGUCUAUAGAAACUGUUCAAAGAAGAAAAAGUUUAACAUUUUGAAUAGUUUUUACUUUUGAAUUUAAAUUUUAAAAACCAAAAAAAAUGUUUCAAGUAAUUGACAUUAUCGACGUAAGGCUACAAAACAAUAAACAUAUUUAUACAAAGAAAAA